Clonostachys rhizophaga is the source of this 1737-nucleotide messenger RNA. NCBI's taxonomy places the organism in Eukaryota, Fungi, Ascomycota, Sordariomycetes, Hypocreales, Bionectriaceae. The record is from the annotation of a GenBank genome assembly.
AUGGCGUCGAUACCAGUCAUCAUCAAACACCAGGGGAAGAAGUAUGAGAUCGAGGUUGACCCCACAUCCACCGGCGAGGACUUCAAGCUGCAAGUCUACAGCCUCACCAACGUCGAACCCGACCGACAAAAGAUUUUGAUCAAGGGAGGCCAGCUCAAGGAUGACGCCGACAUGGGCAAGCUGGGCCUCAAGCCUAAGCAGGCCAUCAUGAUGAUGGGCUCACCUAGCUCCGGUGGCCCCGCCCUCGUUCGACCCAAGGAGGCUGUCAAGUUUGUUGAGGACAUGACCGAGGCCGAGCAGGCUCGGCAGGCUGGCGCCACCCCAGCUGGCCUGGUCAAUUUGGGAAAUACUUGCUAUCUGAAUUCGACUUUACAAACACUUCGGUCUAUCCCCGAGCUCCAGACGGCCCUCACUACCUACAAGCCCACCCCUCAAACAUCGGUCCUCUUGGGUCCCCAGAGGGACUUGGCUGCCGAGCUCUCCAAGGUCUACAGGCAAAUGGGCGAGACACAGGGUGCUUUCCCUCCCAUGGGUUUUCUCGGUGCCCUGAGAGCCGUGUUCCCUCAAUUUGCCGAGAUGUCCAAGUCGGGCCAGGGAUAUGCUCAGCAGGAUGCUGAGGAAGCCUGGUCCCAGAUCGUGCAGCAGAUUGGUCAGAAGGUCAAGGUCAAAGAAUCGGAAGAUGCCGCCGAAAAAUCAUUUGUCGACAAGUAUAUGUCGGGAGAGUUCGUUAGCGAGCUCCAGAUUGACGAUGAAGGGGCACGUAGUGCAGGCGAGAAGGCCGUCGUGUCCAAGGAGGCUUUCUACAAGCUCAACUGCCACAUCGACGGGCAGACGAACCACCUGAGAGAUGGAAUUCUUGCCGCCCUUCACGAGAAGCUGAACAAGAAGUCCGAGAUCCUUGACCGCGAUGCCGACUACACCAAGACGUCCAAGAUUUCGCGAGCACCCAAGUACCUCACCGUCCACUUUGUUCGAUUCUUCUGGAAGCGUGAAACCCAGAAGAAGGCCAAGAUUAUGCGGAAAGUCACCUUCCCUCACGAACUUGAUAUUGUAGAGUUCUGCUCUGACGAGCUGAAGAAGGCCUUGGUCCCCGUCCGUGACAAGGUCCGCGAGGUCAGGAAGGAUGAGGAAGAUAUCGAGCGAGCUCGCAAGCGACGCAAGAGGACCAAGCAGUCCGAGCUGGACGACAUUCCAGGCGGAUCCGGUCUUCCUUCCGAGAAGGAGAAGAAGGAGAAGGAGCAGAAGGAGAAAGAAAAGAGGGAGAGGGAGAGGAAGGAGGUCGACCAGGCCGUCGCAGCCAAGUCAUCUGACGGAGACGUCAUCAUGGGAGAGACAUUCAAGACCGAUUCUGAGAUCGACGCCGAGAAGGAUGCUGCUCUUCUCGCUGCCAAGAAGGAGCUCAACGCGCUCAUCGACCCAAGCCUGCGCGACGACGACGGUGCCAACCAGUCUGGGCUUUACGAGCUCCGUGGUGUCGUCACGCACCAAGGUGGCAGUGCUGACAGUGGUCAUUACACCGCGUAUGUCAAGAAGACUGCCACUGUCGACUCCAAGACAGGCGAAAAAGGCGAGGAAGACGGCAACUGGUGGUGGUUCAACGACGACAAGGUGUCCGAGGUGACGGGCGAUAAGAUCCAGACCCUCGCGGGCGGAGGCGAGUCCCACUCGGCUCUGAUCUUGCUGUACAAGGCAAUUCCCCUCCCCUCUGCCGAAGGUAAGAUCGAGGAUACGGCCUAA